ACUUAAUGGACUUAAUCGAAAAUUUGUGACAACGAUGGCAGCUAAAGGAGCGCACAUCACGCAAAAUAUCGAAGCUCGACCUUCGAUAUUCGAAGUCGUGGCCGCAGAUUCACUGAACGCGACGUUCUAUCCAGCCCUCAAAAGAGUUGCCAAUUUUUUAGCAUCGAUAAAACCAGUCGCCUUCGGUCCACUGCUGCGAUACUACGACGAGGUGUUUCUGGUGUUCAACUGGGCCGUCCAGAGCUACUACCUGCGCUACAAGGGAGGCUCCCUUUCGGAGGUUUUCUACGGCCUAACAAGAACUUCGCUGCGAACCAAUCGAUUCGAUCAGAACGGACAACGGUGGUCACUGGCCCUACUCGUCGUAGCUCCUUAUCUGUACCGCAAGUUAGAAGCAAAAAUAACCCAAUGGAAGGAAGAUUACGAAAACGGUCGUGUGAUAUCGCCGGAAAAGGUCCGCCUAACCCAGAUCGUCCCAUACCUUAAAGCGUGCUUCGAGUGCGUCCGACUGGUCCAUUACGUAUCAUAUCUGGCCGGAGCCGUUCCGACGCACUCGCCGGUCCUGCGAGCGUUGAACCUCUCACUGACAUACCAGCAGGAAGAGGAGCAAUCAUGGACGUUCCAGGAGCUUCUUUCCGGUCGAGUCGAACCCGCCAAACUCCUCAGCUCUGCCCUGCUGCGAAGUCUCGAGCUGUCGGCCUUCUUUCUGCAAUUUAUCGAGUGGUGGCAAAACGAGGCCAACAUGGGCGAUCUGGCCAAGCUUCCCACUCCGGACGCUCCGCCGGGUGACCUGAACGGGGAAAAGUACCGGGGCAAGUGUCCGCUUUGCUUGCAGCGGUGGGAAAUUGCGACGGCGGUGUCCGUUUCCGGUUACGUUUACUGCUACCGCUGCAUUGUGGCGCAUCUUCAGAAGGAGAGUAAAUGUCCGGUGACGGGCUAUCCGGCGUCGAUCGGUGAUUUGAUUCGAGUGUUCGAGGGGGAUGACGACUGAUGAUUACCUAGUUUGGUAUUUACAUGUAAUUCCAGGUGAUGUUUUUGGAGGAAAGCCUAAGGGACAGGGUGUUUAAAAUGGUUAGAUUAAAUUUAUAUUUUACAAAUAUUCAGGAUAAUUAUGUUAUUAUUUUUUUAAAUAGAAGAAACAAAUCGUACAAUAUAAAAAUCAAAAUGUUGCAUUU
Culex pipiens pallens (northern house mosquito) is the source of this 1175-nucleotide messenger RNA. RefSeq names its product peroxisome assembly protein 12 (gene Pex12). The record is from RefSeq and is a predicted model, not a curated record. Gene Ontology annotation, cellular component: peroxisomal membrane; peroxisomal importomer complex. The transcript is spliced from 2 exons. Bases 35 to 991 code for a protein of 318 amino acids. Gene Ontology annotation, molecular function: zinc ion binding; protein binding; ubiquitin-protein transferase activity. Gene Ontology annotation, biological process: protein monoubiquitination; protein import into peroxisome matrix. Lineage: Eukaryota; Metazoa; Arthropoda; Insecta; Diptera; Culicidae.